Molecule: messenger RNA, 1065 nt
Organism: Babesia bigemina
Lineage: Eukaryota; Apicomplexa; Aconoidasida; Piroplasmida; Babesiidae
Exons: 5
Coding region: 1-1065 (354 amino acids)
Biological process (GO): nucleotide-excision repair; regulation of DNA-templated transcription
Cellular component (GO): transcription factor TFIIH core complex; transcription factor TFIIH holo complex
Source: RefSeq, a predicted model, not a curated record
AUGCAGAGGCCCCUCGAGGGGCAGCCUGCGGCCACUGGUUCCGCGGAACCGCUAAGUGGCGGCCUCAACGCGCCCGAGCCCACUGAAGGCGAGGUCACGUUGCGUUCGGAGAACGCCCUGGUGGUGGUACUGGACCUGACGCCGGUGGCAUGGACGGGGUCGCUGGCGCCUGGCGAGCCGCGGCUGCAGCUCUGCGGCUUGUACAGCCUUCUGCACCGAUUCCUGAAGACAUUCGCCUACAUGUCGGCGCAGAGCCGCUGCUGCGUCAUCGGGGUGCACAGCUCUGGAACCCGCAUUAUAUACGAGGGAGUGCUGUCGACAGACUGGCUCACGUCCUGUUUUGGGGGAGACCGGUCUCAGGACGAACGAGUGACCGCGUUGCUGCUGCGGAUCUGGAAUUCGAUACUGGACUUCAUCGACACUUGGUCAGCAUCGUCCGGCGACCCACAACUAACGACCGCCCUAUCUAUGGGGCUGUUGUAUCUUAACCGGUUGCGGUUAACAGGAGCUGGGUACGGCCGCCGUAUAAUCAUAUUCGACGUGUCCGGCGCGAAGGACUACCGGGCGCAGUACAUACGGCUGAUGAACGUGGCGUUCACAGCCGCUAAAUCCUGGAUACUCACCGCGGGGCAGGGCAUAUCCAUAAACACGUGCGCAUUCCGCCAGUCUUCCGUAGGUACCACCGUCAUGUACGCUCACCAGACGCAGCGCAUCCUGGAGCAGCUGAGCGAUAUCACCAACGCCAAGUACCUGAAUCUGCAGAAGAUUCUGCAAUCGGAAAUUGAUGCUGAGAACUACGAGCAGUCGGUGCUGCAGCUUAUAAUGUUUUGGUUCCUGCCCUCAGAGGCUGUUUCGGAGCAACUCUCAACGCAGCUGCCCUUCGACUUCAGCAACACGGCGGUGUGCUACUGCCAUUAUCGCACGGUGGACAUCGCGUUCCUCUGUCCAUGCUGCUUCGCGGGUAAGCUUAUGCCGGCAUUGGUCGUCACAGCGCGGCAGUGUACUGCUCGGAAAAGGACGAUAAGGGGAAGUACCGAGUCUUCUGUUUCGUAUGCAAGUGAGUGA